UGACAACAUCCACAAAUGCCCAUCCAUCUCUCCCUGAGAAGAAAAAGAGAAGGCAUUUUUAUUCCAUAAAAAGGUCAGGAUGGAGAGAGAGCUUAGUCACUGGGUGUUGUUUGUGGUGGAUUCCACUUCCUGGUCAGUGGCUGUAGAUCGAAACUCUGAAUCUCGAGAGAGAGCUGAUGGCUUUUGUAUUGGCUUGCAUCUCCCCCCAGUGCGCGCUGUGUAAUGAUGCAUGCUCAAAGCUACCUGAAGCCAUCUCGGUUCAUCGCCAUCGGUGGAGAAGACGACGACGACGACGACCUCUAUAGUCUAUAAGUAGGUAAAGAGGAGGAAGAAAAUAAAGCCAAAGUCGAGCCGCCACAAAUUGUGAUUCUCUGAUCCGUCAUGUCGGGGAAGAAGCCGACGGCGGCGCCGCCGACGGCGAGGCUGAGCAGGGCAUGCGUGAUGAUCAUAGUGGUGGCGAGCGUGGAGAGGUUCGCGUACAAGGGGGUGGCGUCGAACCUGGUGACGUACCUGACGGAGGUGGUGGAGAUGAGCACGUCGGCGGCGGCGAAGAGCGUCAGCGCGUGGAGCGGGGUGACGUCCAUGCUGCCGCUCCUCACCGCCGUCCUCGCCGACUCCUACUGGGACCGCUACUCCACCAUCACCGCCUCCUCCCUCCUCUACGUCGUCGGGCUAAUAGGCCUAACUUUAUGGGCACUGCUACACACACGGAUGCCAUGCUCCACGCUCUUCUUCCCGCUCUACCUCAUCUCCAUCGGCCAAGGCGGCUACAACCCUUCGCUGCAAGCCUUCGGCGCCGACCAGCUCGACAUCGGCGACGACGACGAUGACGGCGACAAUGGCGCAACAGCAGCAACAGAAGAGCAGAGGAGCAAGGUGAAGAGCCUCUUCUUCCAGUGGUGGUACUUCGGCAUCUGCAGCGGCAGCCUGCUGGGGAACACGACAAUGUCGUACGUCCAGGACACCGUCGGCUGGGGCCUCGGCUUCGCCGUCCCGGCCGCCGUCAUGGCCGUCUCCGUCGCCGCCUUCUUCUGCUGCACCCCCCUCUACAAGCAGAGGCAACCCAGAGCUGUUCAUCGCAAGCCCUGUCGUGACAGCGUCCUCAAAGCCCUGAAAUCGCUUCUCGCAAGUGUCACUGGCGCCAGAAAGAUCACCCUGCCAUCCAGAGACGGCGACGAUGACACUGACAUCGUAUCUGAGCUAGAGUUGCAGGAGAAGCCACUGAAGCUGGCUGAUCAGAAGCAGGAGGCGGCCAUGGGAGAGGCUGCAGCACCAAGUGUAGCCAAGAUCAUAGUGAGGCUGCUCCCAAUCUGGACGAUGCUGCUCAUGUUCGCGGUCAUCUUCCAGCAGCCGAUGACGUUCUUCACCAAGCAGGGGAUGCUGAUGGACCACCGCGUCGGCGCCGUGUUCGUGAUCCCCCCGGCGAUGCUGCAGAGCUCCAUCACCGUCUCCAUCAUCCUCCUCAUGCCGCUCUACGACACGGUGGUGGUGCCGCUCGCCGGCCUCGUCGCCGGCCACGGCAAGGGGAUCACGGUGCUCCAGCGGAUCGGCGUCGGGAUGGUGCUCUCCAUCGUCGCCAUGGCGGUCGCCGCGCUCGUCGAGGCGCGCCGCCUCCGCGCCGCCGCGUCGUCCUCGUCCGGCGGCCGCCUGAGCAUAUUCUGGCUCCUCCCGCAGUACGUGCUCCUCGGCGUCUCCGACGUGUUCACGGUGGUGGGCAUGCAGGAGUUCUUCUACACCCAGGUCCCCAGCGCCAUGAGGACCGUCGGCAUCGCGCUCUACCUCAGCGUCUUCGGCGUCGGCAGCUUCGUCGGCGCGUUCCUCAUCACCGCGCUCGAGAUGGUGACGGCGGGGGGCGGCGGCGGCGGGCACGAUCACGGGUGGUUCUCCGAUGAUCCCCGGGAGGCGCGGCUGGACAAGUACUACUGGUUCUUGGCGCUCCUCAGCUGCGUCAGCUUCGUCGUCUUCACACACUUGUGCAAGUACUACUAGCAUUCAUCUCAUCACGUAGAGAUCAGAUUUUAUUUAGCAUUUGUUGGAACUUGGAAGUUGGGGCCUUUGUUACUGUGUUUGUGUGUGUGUAAAUUACACGCUUUUCAUGGUGAGCUUCACUUAGGUGUACUGUUCAUGUUUUCAGAAUGAUCAAGAAUGUGUGUAGUUCAGGAGGUUCACAUCCUCUAUCACUAUAACACUAACAUACAAGGUAAUAGUCUAAUAGAAGAGUGGGACCAAUAU
This is a messenger RNA of Oryza sativa Japonica Group (Japanese rice), 2232 nucleotides long. RefSeq names its product protein NRT1/ PTR FAMILY 5.8. Gene Ontology annotation, biological process: transmembrane transport. Lineage: Eukaryota; Viridiplantae; Streptophyta; Magnoliopsida; Poales; Poaceae. Gene Ontology annotation, molecular function: transmembrane transporter activity. The record is from RefSeq and is a predicted model, not a curated record. Gene Ontology annotation, cellular component: membrane.